Molecule: messenger RNA, 3726 nt
Organism: Mycena citricolor
Lineage: Eukaryota; Fungi; Basidiomycota; Agaricomycetes; Agaricales; Mycenaceae
Source: the annotation of a GenBank genome assembly
GGGAGAUUGGAGCUCACUUGGAUCUCUACUGGGCCUGUGUUUUCGAUCGUAGGUUGGUGUGCUUCCAAGGCCGAACUGAUCACGGUUGGCUUCACAGCAGGUUCAAAGAGAAGCUUUAUCGAAUGAACGCUGAUAGGGAUGUAAUGAUUGACCAUCUUUCUGACGAUUUGCACUGUGGUUGGUACAACAGCUCGUCAGGAUCUUACUGUCCGCAGGCUAAUGACAUCAGCCUCAGCUGAUCCCAUCAAUCGAUCAGCUGACCUAGCCACUGGCAAAUCGACCACAUCUUUCGCCCACUACGACUUAACGACAACAUCUUCAAACCCACGACACGUACACCGCACGAUGUCGGAUCCCUCUGCAAAUCCACGACCUAAGCCUGGAUCCCUGCGUGACCGCAUCGCGGCAUUCGAAACCAAGAAACCAGCAGACGGUGCACCCCCUCCUCCGCCACCUGGACGAUCUGGACCUCGCGCACAAUGGAAGCCACGUCCAGCUUCUCCUGAGGGUGAGGCGACGACGGGAAUCGGAGCUGCAGGAGCUGUGGGAGGGAGUGGAGGGGGCAUGAGCGUGAGCGACGCCAGGGAGAGUAUCACGAAGGCUGGUGGGAGUUUGAAGGAGCGCAUGGCCGCGCUGCAGGGUCGGGGAGCUUUCGGUGUUGUCCCAAGUCCUCCUGCAGAUAAAAAACCUGUCGUGUCUCCCCCGCCUUCCAAAGCUCCCGAAGAUGGAGCCGAGCAAGAAUCGGAGCAUCAGGCGCUGGAGGAUGAAAGGGCCCCACCUCCGCGAACGGCUGGAGACAAACCGACGCACACGGCGUCCGAUCCUAUACUCUCGCCAGCACUAUCGGACGCUUCAGAACCGCCGCCAGCACCCAUUCCUGACCCAGGAACGGAGGCUGAUGCCGACCCUGAAGAAGCAGAACGCGAGCGCCGCGCCGCACUCGCCGCCCGCAUGGCGCGUCUUGGGGGCUCGCGAGUUGGGAUGGGCCCACCUGUUUUCGCACCCCGUCCUCGGGCCCGCAAACGCGAUUCCCAAGGCCCUGGAUCCGAACUGGCUCUCCCUGAUACGGCCGCAUCGCCACCGACGCCCGCCUCGCCACCACUGCUUCCGCCUGCACCGCUUCCACCUGUACCGCUCUCCCCGCCGGCGCGAGACGUUCCAGCGAUCUCCGUGCCAGAACCUCAAACGCCGCCAGGGCAUGCACAGAGGGGUAGUCUGGUGGGAGAAGCGGAUAUCGUCAAGACCCCGACACCGGCUACUUCCUCGGCACGGGAGACCCUCAGUGCACGGGGUAUGCCAUCGCCGGUGGGCUCGGUCGGGAUCGGUGAAGGCGACAUUACGAGUGCGAUUGGCGGUGUGCGGGACGGCUUCAGUCCGGAUCACUCAUCUGCUUCGAUUGAGGUCGAUGAUGGGACUCAGCCGGAGGGGAGAUCAUUGGGUGACGAUGGAGUUGAAGAUGCCGAUCUUGCAGACACGCGCGAGCCGGUAGAAUCUCCUGAUGUGGACGUAGCUACGGAUAUUGCUUCAGGUAUGGACCGAGAACGACAUGAAGCGGUGGAGGAACAACCACCACCCCCUCCGCCUAGAAGGAUCUCAGUUCCUCCGCCUGCUCCCGUUAUUGCCGCUCCACCUCGUCGAACCUCGCUCCCGCCUCCACCGCCGGUUGUUUCCGAGCCUAUACAACCUACAGACUUAGUCUCAGCAGAGCAAGAGGAAGCGGACGUCGAUGAAGUAGACGAGAUCCCCCCGCCCCCUCCACCUCGUCGAACGUCAGUGCCGCCUCCACCGAGAGCGAUACCUGCUGUUCCCCAGACGGCCGGCUCCGCUGCUGACGAGGAGCCUCCCUCUCCACCUGCGCGUCGGAUCUCUGUCCCGCCACCGAAAAGGACGUCUGUGCCUCCUCCUCCGAGAGCGGUACCUGCUCCCCCGGAACCUACCCACGGCGAAGAUGAAAAACCGCCGUCUCCCCCGCCGCGUCGAAUCUCGGUUCCUGUUCCACCGCGCAGAACGUCCGUUCCGCCACCUCCGAGAGCGGUUCCUGCUGCACCAGAUGCCGAGGCUGUCAGCGACAGCCAGGAGUCAUACAUGAUGCUCGACGAGAAUGAAGUCGAUGACGACGCCGGGCGAGCAGAUUAUCCGACAGAGGAAGAGGAAGUGGGAGACGUCUUCGAAACGAUGGUGACAACUGGCAAAGGACGGCCGGCGCACUUGGAUCUCUUGCCGAAUGCCACAUCAUAUCGCGGGCCGGAUGGUUUGCUCUCGCCGAGUUCGAUUGUGUUUGAAGACCGGGCAGAAAGUGAAAUCGUGAGCGAGGAUGAAGGAGAUCCGAUCGACCCGGUAUUCCAUAGCCCUUCACGGCGCGGGUCGAUGGUGGAUCUGCGCUCUGCUGCUGCAGAAGAUGGCCCCGAGGACAAUGCACCACCACCGGUUUCACCUCGUGAAGAACGAGACACGGCUUCUCCUAGUUCAGGGCAAGGCAACGACGAGGAAGACAGCGAAGCAGCGCGGCGGCGGACGAUUGCCGAACGAAUGGCGAAGCUGGGAGGCAUCCGGUUCGGUGCUGCGCCUGUGCCGAGAGCCAGUCAUGCGGUUGCGCGGGAGGAGGAAGAGAAGAAGGCCGAGGAGGAGGACGAGAAUGAAGAGGAAGAGCGAGCCAGAAGGGCUCGAAUUGCAAAGAAGCUGGCUGGGAUGGGCGGAAUGCGAAUUGGGUAUGGGAUGGCGCCUGGUCCGGUUCCGACCGAGGAGGCGGAGAAUGCGGAGCCUGCGGAAGAUGCGCGUGGUAUCGAAGCCGACGAGGAGCCGGAUGUUUCGCCUCCAGCGCCCAGCAGGGCAAGUCUCCCGCCUGUGGCGGUGGAGCAGGUCAACGAAACCUCCCAUGACGAGGAGGAGAUUCCGCCUCCGAUUCCUAGCCGCAGUGGCCGCGCUGUUCCUGCGGUCGUUGUCCCGCCACAACCUGAGGCUGAGAUCGAUGAGGAGCACGAGGAACCAGAGCUUCCUCCUCCGAUACCCAGUCGGUCUCACCGCCCUCCGGUUCCUGCAACCCAACCGAACACGGUGGCAGAGACAGAUCCUACUAUCGAGCACGCGAGCCCAAGUGGCGAGAAACCGACCAGUCCAUCUUGGGAGCUUCCUUCGUUUGGCGGUGGGAUCGACACGACGUUCCCCGCCUUUACGGCUGGAUCGGCGGCGACAGCGUCAACCCCAUUACCGCGCCCACAGUCCAGCCAGCAACAUCCCACGCCUGCAUCGCCGCCUGUGUCGAUGACUGCGGACGAGCUAAUCGGUGUGUGGGGUCGUGUGGGCGUCCAUCUGUGCGAAGCGGCAACGCAGCUGUUUGAGCGCCAGACGGCUGGCGACGGGAACUUUGUGUCCUCCGCGCUGGGCAUGGUCCCGAAUGCGCGGAUUGGAAAUACGGAAAAGGGGUGGGGGUAUGUCGUCUACACGCAGUCGGCGGCGCACUCGGUGCAGCAAACCACAGAUGUCCUGCCAGGUGACAUUGCCGUGUUCUUCGACUGCCGGUUCAAAGGACACAAGGGCCUCGUCGGGUAUUCCGUGUCGAUUGGGGCUGGUGAACCGGCGGUUGGGAUCGUGUCUGAGUACAGUGCGAGUGGGAAGAAGCGCAAGGUGCGCGUUUUCCAUCAACCGGGGAAGAUUGAGGUGGGGAGCUUCAGGCUAGAGGACUUAAAGAGCGGAAUCGUGAAGUUUUAUCGUGUAUUGGAAGCGUAG